AUGGUGGAGCUGGAGAAAGAGGUGCUGCCGCUCCCUCCGCGGUACCGGUUCCGAGACCUGUUGCUGGGGGACUGGCAAGCUGACGACCGAGUGCAGGUAGAGUUUUAUGUCAAUGAGAACACGUUCAAGGAGCGCCUCAAGCUGUUCUUCAUCAAAAACCAAAGAUCCAGUUUAAGAGUGCGGCUCUUCAACUUCUUCCUGAAGGUGCUGAGCUGCCUGCUCUACAUCCUGCGAGUUCUCCUGGACGACCCACGAGAAACAGACACGGAGGAGCGCGCUGGAUUUCUCAAACAAAAUGCCUCAUCACAUAACAGGAGCCAGUUUGACUGGUCUCUCAUCAUUUGGGUGAACCGACCUCUGCCCCUCUGGGCGCUGCAGGUGUUGGUAGCCUUCAUCAGCUUUUCAGAGACCAUGUUGCUGGUGUACCUCAGCUACAAGGGCAAUGUGUGGGAGCAAGUGCUACGCAUCCCGUUCAUCCUGGAAAUGAUAAGCACCGUUCCCUUUGGAGUCACUGUGAUUUUGCCGUCGCUAAGGAACCUUUUCAUUCCCGUGUUCCUAAACUGCUGGUUGGCCAAGCACGCCCUGGAAAACAUGAUCAAUGAUCUGCACCGUGCUAUCCAGCGUACGCACUCGGCCAUGUUCAACCAGGUCCUCAUCCUCAUCUCCACACUCGUCUGUCUCAUGUUCACCUGUAUAUGUGGUAUCCAGCACCUGGAGAGGGCGGGGAACAACCUGACGCUGUUCGACUCUCUCUACUUCUGCGUGGUGACCUUCUCCACGGUGGGCUUUGGGGACGUCACGCCGCAGAUAUGGCCAUCACAGCUGCUCGUGGUCAUCAUGAUCUGUGUGGCCCUCAUCGUGCUGCCCAUACAGUUUGAGCAGCUGGCCUUCCUGUGGAUGGAGCGUCAGAAGUCUGGCGGGAACUACAGCCGCUACCGAGCCCAGACGGAGAAGCACGUGGUGCUGUGUGUCAGCUGCCUGAAGAUAGACCUCCUCAUGGACUUCCUCAACGAGUUCUUCGCACACCCCAGACUACAGGAUUACUACGUGGUCAUCCUGUGUCCUGCGGAGAUGGAUGUACAGGUGCGGAGGGUUCUCCACAUCCCCCUGUGGGCCCAGAGGGUCAUAUACCUGCAGGGGUCCGCACUCAAGGACCAGGACCUCAUGAGAGCCAAGAUGGAUGACGCGGAGGCCUGCUUCAUUCUCAGCAACAGAUUUGAAGUGGAUCGUUUUGCGGCGGACCACCAGACCAUCCUGAGAGCGUGGGCUGUGAAGGACUUCGCUCCAAACUGCCCGCUCUACGUUCAAAUCCUCAAACCGGAGAACAAGUUCCACGUCAAGUUUGCAGAUCAUGUGGUGUGUGAAGAGGAGUUUAAGUACGCCAUGCUGGCCCUCAACUGCGUGUGUCCAGCCACCUCGACCCUCAUCACUCUUCUCAUCCACUCCUCAAGGGGACAGGCUGCUCCAUCAGAGGCCUUCAAGCAGCGAGCAGGAGCCUUCCAGCCGCUCAGCAGAGAGGGAGGGGCCAGCUCUGUGGACCAAUGGCAGAGGACGUACCGGCGCUGCUCAGCCAAUGAGGUUCACCACAUCCAGCUGGAGGAGAGCAAGUUCUUUGGGGAGUACCAGGGCAAGAGCUUCACAUUCGCCUCCUUUCACGCACACAAGAAGUACGGUGUGUGUUUGAUCGGGGUCCGUCGUCUGGACACAGCCAACAUCCUGUUGAACCCGGGGCCGUGCCACAUCAUGUCGGCCUCCGACACCUGCUUCUACAUCAACAUCUCCAAGGAGGAGAACUCGGCCUUCGUACGCGACCACCGCGACGGGCCCCUGCGAGGCCCCGGGGGAGACCCCAGAGCCAUCCCGCCCACCAUCUACCACGGCCUCACGCGCCUGCCAGUGCACAGCAUCAUCGCCAGCAUGGGUACUGUGGCCAUCGACCUGCCAGACUCCAGUGACAGCAGUCCAGAGGGCCACGGGCUGGGUGGGGGCGGGCGGACCGGCGGCCGCGGACCGGAGGUGGGGGGCGCCAACACGCUGGCGCUGCCUGCCAUGGGAGGGGAAUCCGGGGAGGAGCGGAGGCACAGCAUCGCGCCCGUGCUGGAGCUGGUGGAUGGCGUGGGCAGCACGACCUUUGACCUGCUCGGGGACCAAUCGGAGGACGAGGGCGCAGAGGACGGCCGGGAGGAAGCGGACCGGGACCAGAAGGGGCCCUGGUGGGGCGGGCACUGCGAGUGGGUGAAGGGCUAUCCCCUGAACUCCCCGUACAUCGGCAGCUCUCCCGCCCUGUGUCACCUGCUGCAGGAGAAGAUGCCUUUCUGCUGCCUGCGGCUCGACAAGCCCUGUCCUCACAUUCCUUUUGAGGACGCCCGGUCAUAUGGCUUCAAGAACAAGCUAAUCAUCGUGUCAGCAGAGAGCGCAGGGAAUGGCCUAUACAACUUCAUUGUGCCUCUGCGUGCCUACUACCGGCCGCGCAAGGAGCUCAACCCCAUCGUGCUGCUGCUGGAGAGCAUACCCGAGGCAGACUUUUUGGAAGCCAUCUCCUGGUUUCCCAUGGUUUUCUACACUGUCGGGUCCAUAGACAACCUAGACAGCCUGCUGCGCUGCGGGGUGACGUUUGCAGACACCAUGGUGGUGAUCGAUAAGGAGAGCUCCAUGAUAGCAGAGGAGGACUACAUGGCUGACGCAAAAACCAUCGUCAACGUGCAGACACUCUUCAGGUUGUUCCCUGCCCUCAGCAUCAUCACGGAGCUCACCCACCCGGCCAACAUGCGCUUCAUGCAGUUCAAAGUCAAAGACCACUAUUCUCUGGCGCUCUCCAAGCUGGAGAAGAAGGAGAGGGAGAAGGGCUCCAACUUGGUCUUCAUGUUCAGACUACCGUUCGCCGCUGGAAAAGUCUUCAGUGUUAGCAUGCUGGACACUCUACUUUACCAGUCGUUUGUGAAAGACUACAUGAUCUCCAUCGCCAGACUCCUGCUGGGACUGGACUCCAUGCCUGGCUCCGGCUUCCUGUGUGUGAUGAAGAUCACGGAGGAGGACCUGUGGAUCCGUACGUAUGGCCGGCUCUACCAGAAACUCUGCUCCUCCGCAGGGGACAUCCCCAUCGGCAUAUACCGCACAGAGAACCAGAAGCUGCCCUUUUCAGAGUCGCAGGUGUCCAUCACCGUGGAGGACUAUGAGGACACGCGUGAGCCUCGUGAGCCCUUGCUCUGCCGCUCGGGCCCUCAUCGCAACUCCACCUCCUCCGAGCCUCCCUCCUCCACCACCUCCUCCUCGCACUCCUCCGAGCACCCGCUGCUGCGCCGCAAGAGCAUGCAGUGGGCACGCCGUCUGAGUCGGAAGGGUGGCCGGGGCUCGGCGGGCUCCAAGGGUCCGGGCAGCACGGCCGAGCGCAUCAGCCAGCAGCGGCUCACCCUCUUCAGGCGCUCGGAGAGGCAGGAGCUCAACGCCCUGGUCCGCACCCGGAUGAAGCACCUCGGCCUCUCGCCCUCCGGAUUCAACGGCACGACAGACCAGGGCAACAGGCUCUCCUACAUCCUCAUCAACCCAUCGCCCGACACCCGACUGGAGCUGCAUGACGUUGUGUACCUGAUCCGGCCCGACCCGCUCUCUGCCGUGCCCAACCAGGGUGGCGGGCGAAAGCCAGGCACGGGCAUGGGCACGGGCAUGGGCAUGGGCAUGGGCCAUGGGCGGUCCGAGGGCCACCGCUUCGAGUCGCAGGACAGCAGCACACACCUGUGAUCAGAGAGAGACGAUGAGAUGCCGCCGCCAGCCACCAGCACAACCAAGACAAGAAGCAGCCCAGGCCAUUGGAGAGAGGAGACGGACUGAGGGAGGAAGAGAGCGAGCGAAUGGAAAAGGGGG
Messenger RNA from Engraulis encrasicolus (European anchovy), 3861 nucleotides. It is a transcript of the gene kcnt2b, whose product is annotated as potassium sodium-activated channel subfamily T member 2b. The coding region runs from base 1 to 3738 and encodes 1245 amino acids. NCBI's taxonomy places the organism in Eukaryota, Metazoa, Chordata, Actinopteri, Clupeiformes, Engraulidae. Gene Ontology annotation, cellular component: plasma membrane. The record is from RefSeq and is a predicted model, not a curated record. The transcript has 32 exons. Gene Ontology annotation, biological process: potassium ion transmembrane transport. Gene Ontology annotation, molecular function: intracellular sodium-activated potassium channel activity; outward rectifier potassium channel activity.